Messenger RNA from Andrographis paniculata, 333 nucleotides. RefSeq lists its product as uncharacterized. Bases 1 to 333 code for a protein of 110 amino acids. NCBI's taxonomy places the organism in Eukaryota, Viridiplantae, Streptophyta, Magnoliopsida, Lamiales, Acanthaceae. The transcript has 2 exons. The record is from RefSeq and is a predicted model, not a curated record. Gene Ontology annotation, molecular function: nucleic acid binding.
AUGCUGGAAAAUAGCCCUCGAAAAUGGCACAAAGUUUUAUCCGAGGUGCUGUGGGCAUAUCGGAAUGCUAAGAACACUACUACUGGUUUUUCGCCCUUCCGAUUGACAUAUGGACAUGAUGCCCUGUUCCCAUUAGAGAUCAUGGCAUUGUACAAUGAGCUCGAUCAAGCAGAAGAUGAGCAAUGGACUCCUUUUGAAAAUAUUCGGGCAUACAAAGCAAAGGUGGCACAGUGGUAUAAUAAGAAAGUUAAAGGACGGUCAUUUGCGAUUGGUGACUUGGUUUUGAAAUAUGUUUUGCCAAUUGGGACAAAGGAUCAUCAAAAAGGAAAAUAG